AUCUCGUUGUGAUGUUUACACACAGUUUCGCACGUGUUUACACCACGAAGUUAUAUACCAUCACUUGCAUUUGGCUUGCAUCAUUUACACCGGGAUAGACGACAAACUAUACCAGAAUUGACCAAGUUUUGCUUGAAGACCGACAGCGUGAAACUGCUCAGAAAUCGCUGCUUGACAUUUAUUACUUCCUGAUAUUAUUUCCAACUAAGCAUUGAUUGGACAGAUAUUAUACUACUAGUCGUGUUUAAAUUUGAAGAACAUUUAUAAAAUGUUGCAGUCUAUAAAGCACAAACUUGGGGGUAUGAAAAUAGUUUUGGCAAGCGGAUCUCCAAGGAGAAAAUUGAUCUUAGAAAAUGGGGGUUUACAAUUUGAAGUAAUUCCAUCAACUUUCGAAGAAAAUUUAGACAAGGCAAGUUUUUCCCAUGCCUAUGAAUAUGUCAUGGAGACUGCAAAAAGAAAAACUGUGGAAGUAGCAGAAAAGCUGAGAAGUGAGCAGAGGUUACCAGAUCUUAUCAUUGGAGCUGACACAGUUGUUACUAUGGAUGACAAAAUUUUUGAGAAACCCAGGGAUAAACACCAUGCCUUUGAGAUGCUGUCAGGCUUCAGUGGGAGAAAUCAUUCUGUGUACACAGGAGUUAUUCUUUUGAUACCAGAUUCCUCCACUAUAAAACCUGUAGAGGAUAGCACAAUCAAGACAACUGUGCAGGACGGAUUUUCAAUCACACAGUUUUAUGAAGUGACAGAAGUUUUAAUGGGAUCUUUGACCCCCGAGGUCAUCACUGCUUAUAUAGAAACAGGAGAACCUAUGGACAAAGCUGGAGGUUAUGGUAUCCAAGCUAAAGGAGGUACUUUAGUGGAAACAGUGCGUGGUGAUUACUUCAAUAUUAUGGGAUUUCCACUUCAUAAAUUUUGUAAGGUUUUGUGUGCAAUGCUCUCUGACAAGAAAUCUUAGCAGGAACAAUCAGAGAAAAUGACUCAAAGGAUUUCUUAUACACUUUAAGCAGCACUUGGAAGGUUUUUGUGUUUACAAGACAUAUGAGUGAGAACAACGAGAAGAAUAUUGACUGAGGGUUUAUUCAUGCCCAGCACAGUGGAAUUCUUUCCUGUACUAAUUAAGUCAGUAAAUAAUUAAACUUUGGUCACAGCACUCUCUUUUCACAUUAAUCUUAGUCGUAGUAUUUAACAGCAAAGAUGGUCCUACCUGCAGUCAGUAAUAAUAACAAUAACAAUAAUAAUAAUAAUA
Messenger RNA from Lingula anatina, 1243 nucleotides. RefSeq names its product putative bifunctional dTTP/UTP pyrophosphatase/methyltransferase protein. NCBI's taxonomy places the organism in Eukaryota, Metazoa, Brachiopoda, Lingulata, Lingulida, Lingulidae. The record is from RefSeq and is a predicted model, not a curated record. Gene Ontology annotation, molecular function: nucleoside triphosphate diphosphatase activity.